This is a messenger RNA of Macrosiphum euphorbiae (potato aphid), 345 nucleotides long. The record is from the annotation of a GenBank genome assembly. NCBI's taxonomy places the organism in Eukaryota, Metazoa, Arthropoda, Insecta, Hemiptera, Aphididae.
AUGGCUUCAAAACCAAAAUUUGAAUAUAAUAUACAAGACAUGCAAAAGGCUGUGCAUGCAGUGCAAAACAAAGAACUUAUUGUGUACAAGGCAAGUUUACUAUACAAUGUUCCCAGGUCCAGCCUAAAAAAUAGUCUUGAUGGGAAAACAACUAUUGAAAAUAGGAAACUUGGACCACCUCCUGCUUUAGGGGACCAUGAAAUUUUACUAGUUAAUUGGAUUGAGACUAUGAGUAAAAGAGGUUUUCCCAUUGUUAGUAGACAUUUAUUGGUGUCUGUUGGAAAGAUAGCCAAAAAAAUGGGUAUUGACCAUUUGCUUAAUAUUUUAAAUCCAUCCAAAAAAUGA